This is a messenger RNA of Vicia villosa (hairy vetch), 450 nucleotides long. RefSeq names its product auxin response factor 19-like. Gene Ontology annotation, molecular function: DNA binding. Gene Ontology annotation, biological process: regulation of DNA-templated transcription; response to hormone. NCBI's taxonomy places the organism in Eukaryota, Viridiplantae, Streptophyta, Magnoliopsida, Fabales, Fabaceae. The record is from RefSeq and is a predicted model, not a curated record. The transcript has 4 exons. Bases 1 to 450 code for a protein of 149 amino acids.
AUGGCAUGCCUGUGCUGGACCUUUGGUUUCUUUGCCACCUGUUGGAAGUCUUGUGUGGUUUACUUUCCUCAAGGACACGGCGAGCAAGUUGCAGCUUCCAUGCAAAAGCAGACCGACUUCAUACCUAGUUAUCCUAACCUUCCAUCCAAGUUGAUUUGCAUGCUUCGCAAUGUUGCCUUGCAUGCUGAUCCUGAAACUGGCGAAGUCUAUGCACAGAUGACUCUUCAACCUGUAACCAAAUAUGACAAUGAGGCAAUACUGGCAUCAGACUUUGGCCUCAAACAAAACCGUCAACCGACCAAAUUCUUUUGCAAGUCUCUAACAGCUAGUGACACAAGGACUCAUGGUGGAUUUUCUGUUCUUCGUAGAGUAGCUGAGAAAAUAUUCCCACCUUUGGUAUGUAUACAAUAUUAUCGUUUUUCUGGAUUCAUGUUAGCAAAAUUUGGUUGA